AUGAACUUAGGAGCCGGCUCCGAAAUAGCCAUUGACGUGGACGAGGCGGAUAUGUCAAUUCUGGACGAGAAUCUCAAAUCGACAGAUGAGCUGACCGCAACGCUAUCUGCGAAGCUUCAUAGGGUUUCAACAAGCAGCGCUCUCGCAAUUAAGUCAAUCAACCCGCUGAUGGUCAAAAUCAACCGUCUCAAAGUGCAGCAGAGAAACUUCCAAAAUGUAUUCAAGUUGGUGGAGAAUAUUCGGGACUACGCAGAGGAGAUCAGCAGUUUAGACAAAUCAAUGAGCACCUUUAGUGGACUCAACUCCGUCUCACAAAUAACCAGCUUCUGCAAUAUUGUUGACAAAUAUCAGCGAAUCCAGCAUGAAUUGGAAUCCAGGAACUUGAAUGACUUUGAAGGUUUACGCAAAGGACUUGACUCGUCUCUACGAGAUGCCGAUGUAACUCUUAAAUUCGAGUUUAUCAAUAAGCUCAAAACAUUAAGCAAGAGGCUCAAAAGCAAUGGUAAUAAAUACGGAAAGGAAGAGGACGAUAUAAUAGUGCAGCUCAAGCUGAUGUAUGAUUUUAUGAAACGCAGCCGUGCAAAGAAUAUGUUAGAUACCCUGAUCAAGGAAAGAGCAGACUAUAACCUUUCAACUCUUCGUGCGCUUAACUUAGACCUCCCUACGCUUGUCAAAGAUCAAACUUACUACUACGAUGGAGACAAAAACCAAAGGUACUUUGUCAACUAUUCCAAGACGCUGCAGAGUCUUCUCUAUGGAGAGCCGCAUUUUCUUUCCAAGUUCUUCGAUGAUUUCAAUGACAUCAAUCAGCUUCUUUUUGAGAUUUUCUCGCCUUCUCUGGAAAACUUUGUCAAUCAGUUCAACAAUUUCUCAAGCUUUGUUGAAAUUCACCAGUCAAGCUACAGCUCCAUGUAUUUUGAAAUUGAUCACGGUCUGUCAUUGAUUCUAAGCGCUUUCAGAAGACUCAACCUGAUAAUUCCGCGCCAAAUAUCAGAGCUAGAGCCUGAGUCUCUUACCCACUGCCAGUCGGUUUUCCCAGGCUCCUUCAAGUAUAUUGACCAGCGUUAUUCUGACAUGGUGGUCGGUGACAAUGUGAACGAAACGUUGAACAACACAUUCAUGUCUCUCAUUUCAAGAAUCAGUAAGAUGUGCCAGUUCCAAGAAUAUCAGCUGAAAAUAAUCUCAACCAUGAAGAACGGCAGCUGGUUACCUGCAUCAAAACCUCCUGGAUUCCAAGAGGUUAGGAUGGGCUCUAACGAUCCUGCUUUCCUGUUGAGUGUUUUUUAUGGCGAUCUGAUCGAAUACAACUUCUUCCAGCUUGAACGGAAGUAUAAGCCGAAAAUGAGCGAGGAAGACCUUGGAGUUUUCCUGCUAUUUAAUUUGGAUGGGCUACAAAAUUUGCUGGAUAACAGUGGGGGACUGAAGCAGGUUCUUGGGCACACGGGGCUGCAGCGGGUAGAUAGAAUGAAGAAAAAAGCAAUGGAGAAGGCCACAGCGGAAUGGACAAAAAUGACUACCAAGUUGAUGCAGGCAUCUACCAGACAAGGAGACACGUUCAACCUCACUUCAAAAGAACUAGGGAAACUGAUUGACGAGUUCAACAAGAAUUUCGAAGAGAACUUCAAGAAGAUGCAGCACAAGAAACUUCCUGCAUUUUUCAAAAAGCAGCUGAAUCAGGACAUUAACAAGAUGCUUGUUCCGGCUUACAGAGUUUUCUACACCAAUUUUACCUCCAAUGGCUCCUCUAAGAGCGUGGCGAAGCAUUUCAAAUAUGAUAUUAAUGGUUUGCAGAAGAAAAUAGCUGACCUAGGUUAAUCUUCGAUAACUUCCUCAUUUUUCCUCAGUGUAUGAGAGCUUAAUGUUUUUGAAUUUGUAACACCAUCCUCGUUCGAUGCUGCCAGCACCGAAAGGAUGGGUUCCACUCCAAAGCUCAGUUGUCUUUCCACAUGUCCGUAGUCAAGACGACAUUCUUGAGCUCCCGCCUGAGCAUACUGCGCUUUCCAUUCGACAGUUUUAUUCUGGAGGCCUGCUCUUCUCGAAUUGCGAAUGUUAUGCGGGAGGUUCGGGACCACAGAUCCCUCUGAGGCUUCUGUCAUGUUGAAAGGAUGCCAUCUUGCGUCCGGAACUGUUUCGAAGGCGGUAUUAUUUGACAUUGACGAGCCCAACAUCGCCGUGAUAUCGACAGAGCUGCCAUUUUCCGGUGGCAGCUUGAAAAUAGAGCUUGCAUUUUCUUCCAAGAGGUUAUUCGUUGACUCGUGGCUCAAAAGCGGUUUUCUGGUUGCCGGAUCCUCAGAGACCAGAGACCCGGUCAAUGAGUUUAGCGACGACCUUGUAGAGAAGUGUCCUGGAGAGUUCAUGAGCGGUUCGGAGUUUGACUCGUUGGUCUCGUGACUCGGGUCAUCCUCACGCUUGGGAGAGACUGGGUGCUCGGGAACACUUGCCAGACUUGGUUGAGAAGCAAAGUUUGGCCGGUUCGGUUGUUUGUCCUCGUCACUGAAGGCUUGGGAAAGCGCAUCGUCCAUGCCAUGAGAGGCAUUAGUCACGUUUAUGAAGGAAUUGCCCGGAAUUAGAGACGAGCUAAUUAGCCUGGAUUUUGACCGGCACUGGGAAACCAGUGGAGGCGAUCUGGAUCUCAUAUCGUCCCUGCUCUGAGAGGUAGAACGAGAUCUAAUUGGAACUACCUUUAGUUUGAAAUUGCCUCCCAAAUCGCUGCCCUCCAUAUCCGGGUCGUCUCUGAUCCUAUCAAAUCUCGAUCUCCGUUCAUCCACGUAGUACGAAGAACGGUUGGACGAAGAGGUGUCUGGAGUUAUUUGUGAUUCUCCCUCUUCGCAGCUCUGUUUCUCUCUGAUCGCCUCGUCGUACGACGGAGGCAUAUCUUUGGUUGUUUCCUCGAAAUUUGGAGGCGGAUCUUCGAAAUCCAGGCCGUUUGCGCUGAAGCUGGAAUUCUUGAGCAGCUGUGGCGACUGCAGAAGCGGCAAACUGUUGCGCAGAUCUGCACUGCUGGAUUGGGGUGUCAUAAUUGGCGAAAAAGGCUUGGCCUGUGGAGACUGCAAUACAAACGGUGUGCGUCCGUCCGGCUUGUAUAGGUUAGAGUCCGUGUUAAUCCGUUCUCUAGACGAGAGCAGCAUGUCAAUAGAGUCUCUGCUUUGAGGAAUUCCCUCCAUUUGCUCAGAAUAGGAAGGUAGCAGUGUGUUUGCGUGCGCACAGAGCGGAGACAGCAGGUGAAUGGGCGAGUCGAUGGAAAGCUCGAAAUGCUUGCGCUUCUUAGGAUCCUCUGGCGUUGGGGCGGAUCUCGAGAUUCGAAUACAGAUCUUGAUCCAGUGGUGGGACUGGAUAUCUUCGAAAGAGGUGUCUGGGUGCAGCUUGUAUCUGUCUCCGAGUUUUUCCGGCACGUAGACAUGGAACUCGAGUUCUCUAGCAGAGAUUUCAUCUUCGCCGAGUGAAAGCAAAUUGUCCUGCUCAUUGCUGGCUUUGUGCUCCAAUAGCAAGAAUUUCUUUGGUGGCUCUGUGCGGUGGACUCGUUUGUUCUUGCAGUAGUAUUCUAGGUGUUCUGUAAAAUACACCUUGAUCCGGUGGACUUUGAUUUUGUCCAGCGGACUCAGCUUAAAUGAGAUUGGCAAAUACGAGUUCAACAACACCUGUUUCGACGAAACAACUAUCUCGUAGUUCAGCUGGUCUUCCCAAUCUCUGUUGAUCACGAUCGGUUCGUUCUCCUCAAUGGAGUCCUGAGAUGGGGUGCGCACUAUAUUCACCGGUUUUUUUGUCGACAAACUUGACUUGAACGUCCCGCUGCGCUCUAGGAAUGCCUCAAGCUGGUAAUAAACCGAGCCAAACGUGACAUCAAUGGUUUCUGCCGCAGAGGCCGGGAUCGGAUGUUCAAAAGCGUAGAUGUAGUCUCCUGGCACAAACAGUUUUGUGUCAUCAACGCUGGCGUUCGACUUUGCUGGAGUUAGGUCGAUAUCUUGCUGUGACAACUGAGCGAAUAAUCCAGGCCGUGGCGAGCUAGGCCGCUUUCCCUUAAGCACCAUUGCGAGCGGCGAAGGCGACUUCACAGGCAUCAUGUCUGUGAACAUGUCUAUUGCGCUGGUAACGGGGGACAGACCGUUGUCGAGACUAAAAUUCGAUGGCUCGCAGUCGGCAUUGCUCUUUGGAACAAACAGAUCAGCGUUGUUCCGGCUCGUCUCCGUAACCUCGUAUGUGUUUGUAUGGUGAAAGAAAGGCCAUGUGUGCUGGAUGAGAGUGGUUUGCUCAACGUGCUCGACUCUCUUGGGAGGUAUUCCUUCCGGCCAGUCUGUUCGGGACGUACCGGUAAGUUUCAGCGAAAUGGAUUUUAUUUUGACUGGUCUGAGAACGCGCACAAACAGGCACCCGCGAAGAAUCGUGGGAGGUCUCCCUUUCGUCUCCUCUUCUGUGAACCCCUCCAAAAAGAGGUUUUCCUCUGCCUGGAUGAGAUACAGCUUAACGGAACCACUCUCUGCACUAGGCUGUGGUGGAAGCUUGAUGAUAGUCUCGUUGGAAAGCCCCUCCACAGGAAAUAGCGGGGUCCGUAGAAGGUCUGCCAUGAAAUUUCUGAUUGUCUCGUUGUUAACUAAAAUGCUUGGUGUGCAAUACCAGAACUAUUGAAUACCGGCCAUUCAGAGGCAAAAAAUAUGGGUUUGGGUUGGAGCUGGUUUUUUGUGCUGCCAAAGGAUGAGGAGUUCA
Ogataea polymorpha is the source of this 4701-nucleotide messenger RNA. RefSeq lists its product as uncharacterized. The transcript has a single exon. Gene Ontology annotation, molecular function: phosphatidylinositol-4,5-bisphosphate binding. The record is from RefSeq and is a predicted model, not a curated record. NCBI's taxonomy places the organism in Eukaryota, Fungi, Ascomycota, Pichiomycetes, Pichiales, Pichiaceae. Gene Ontology annotation, biological process: exocytosis. Bases 1 to 1815 code for a protein of 604 amino acids. Gene Ontology annotation, cellular component: exocyst.